UACCACGUGGAACAAUGGUUUGGGUGAACCUUUGGGCAUUACACCACGAUGAGACGUAUUUUGAUGAGCCAUACGAGUUCAAAGUAGAAAGAUUCUUGGAUGACAAUGGUAAAUCUCUUUCAGCGCAUGAACGGAAAUCAUUUCUUCCUUUUGGAAUUGGUAAACGGGAGUGUUUAGGAGAAGCAAUGGCCAAAGUGAGAAUGUUCCUGUUUGUCACCAGUCUCCUACAAAAACUGGACAUUCUCCCCGAAGACAAGAACAACCCACCAGAUCCAGACCCAACCAAGUUUGCUCACGGAAUAACAAAUCUACCUGGGCCAUUCAACAUUGUUGUCAAGGAGAGAAAGUGAACAUGUACAUAAUAUAAUGGCAUGUAUCAUAUAUUCAUAAGGACCGUUUUAAAGAUUUUGUUAUCUACAUGUAUUUAUUUCAGCUUUGCUUAAACUCAAGUCGUAUAGCAAGUGUAUUAAGUUAGUAAAACAGGUCCUCAUUUAUAGGGCAUAU
This is a messenger RNA of Owenia fusiformis, 504 nucleotides long. Lineage: Eukaryota; Metazoa; Annelida; Polychaeta; Sabellida; Oweniidae. The record is from the annotation of a GenBank genome assembly.